AUGGAUUACACCACAGACGAGAUCGUCAACGCCUACCGGUCUGAGCGACUGGAGUACAUCAAAGCCGACAAGAAUGAUACAAAUCUCCAAAAAGUAGCCCUUGAAAUUUUGAAAGACCCCGUUGUGCAGGCUCUUACUGCACCUUCAAUUCUUCAACCCAAAGGCCAGAAAGAGUGUGACUCGUAUAUUGAGUCUGUUUGCAACUCCCUCCUCGGUGUCGCCAUUUGUCUACGCGAUGAAGACACCAAAACACCUACUAUUAUUGGUGUCAUGUGCAUUGGCUGGGGCGGCAUUGCUCCUCAUGUUGUUCAUCAUCGCAAUGCAGAAAUCGGCAUCACUCUUCUAAAGGAACACCAGGGCAGAGGCUACGGAAGAGAGGCUAUCAAUUGGAUACUCGACUGGGGCUUUAAGCACGCUGGUCUGCACACCAUUGGAAUCACAACGGCGUCAUACAAUCCACGAGCUGUUCAUCUGUACGAGAGUAUGGGGUUCGUGCAUGAGGGAAGAAGAAGGCAACAGAUCUGGCAGAACCGUGGAUGGCAUGAUUUGAUCAACUUGGGAAUGACGGAAAGGGAAUGGGAAACUCUACGUGGAUUGCCACAGCUACAGAAUUAA
Messenger RNA from Fusarium venenatum, 615 nucleotides. RefSeq names its product acyl-CoA N-acyltransferase. Lineage: Eukaryota; Fungi; Ascomycota; Sordariomycetes; Hypocreales; Nectriaceae. Gene Ontology annotation, molecular function: acyltransferase activity, transferring groups other than amino-acyl groups. The record is from RefSeq and is a predicted model, not a curated record.